UAUAGCACAUUUAUUUCAUUCAAUCUUUGGAGCUCUAACCCUUCGGACUGUUUUGUGAAAACACACAAAAUAAAACCGAAAUUCACAAUUUUCCAACUUCUUCCAAGCAAAGACAAAAGCAAAUUCCAACGAUGUGCAGCUGGCCUUGUUAUCCCUCUGCCGCCCUCUGCCCCUGCGGUGGGUGUGGUCCCAGUGGCUACUACGAUCCCUGCUUUGGACCCUACAAUGGUCCAUUCAACUCCUGGUGCGGUGCAAGUGGUCCAGGCUUUUGGGGCGGACGCUGUUGCUAGUCGGCGCCUGGACAGUAUAGAUCGGCGGUAGUCUUCACAUGCAACAGUCGGGAGGGUUUGAACAUUCAAAAAUGCAAUAAAAUUCUAUGUAUAAAUAUA
Messenger RNA from Drosophila obscura, 389 nucleotides. RefSeq names its product male-specific sperm protein Mst87F. The coding region runs from base 132 to 290 and encodes 52 amino acids. The transcript has 2 exons. The record is from RefSeq and is a predicted model, not a curated record. Lineage: Eukaryota; Metazoa; Arthropoda; Insecta; Diptera; Drosophilidae.